UGCCAAAAGUAAUAAAAAUGGCGCUUAUGUUGAGCAGUUUACGAUAAACAUACGUUUGCAGUGUGUACUUUAUUGAUGUAAUUAUUUUGUUGUGAUUUAUGGUAAAUUGUAUUAUUAGGAAGUGAUACCAUAUCGUGGACUAAUGAGUUUAUUGACCGAUGUCUGCCCUGGCUCCCAAUAUCCCCGGGGCUGACCCAGCAAAGGAUAUACAAAAGCGCCGUGCUGGCAGUAUUGGAUCCGAUGAAGACGACGCAAGUGGGGGGAAGUACACAAGGAUGGAGGAGGACAAUAUUCAAGACAAAGAGAGGUUUGCAAGCCGAGAGAACCACUGUGAGAUUGAACGACGGCGAAGAAACAAGAUGACAGCGUACAUAACAGAGUUGUCGGACAUGGUGCCAACGUGCUCCGCGCUGGCACGCAAACCCGACAAGCUCACCAUACUGCGUAUGGCAGUAGCUCAUAUGAAAGCAUUGAGAGGCACAGGCAAUACUUCCACGGAUGGCACAUACAAGCCAUCGUUUCUGACUGACCAAGAACUGAAGCAUUUAAUCCUUGAAGCGGCAGACGGAUUCCUGUUCGUCGUUAGUUGUGAUUCUGGUCGCGUCAUCUACGUCAGCGACAGUAUAGCUCCAGUACUUAAUUAUUCUCAGGGAGAAUGGUAUUCCUCAUCUUUUUAUGACCAUGUGCAUCCAGAGGAUACCGAGAAGGUUCGAGAGCAGUUGAGCACUCAAGAACCACAAAAUACAGGACGCAUUUUAGAUCUGAAAACCGGAACGGUGAAGAAAGAAGGACAUCAAUCGUCCAUGCGGCAGGUGAUGGGCUCGCGGCGCGGCUUCAUCUGCCGCAUGCGCGUGGGCGGCUCGGCCGAGGGCGCGCACCUCGGCCGCCUGCGCGCGCGCAACUCGCUGGGGCCCUCGCACGACGGACACAACUACGCCGUCGUCCACUGCACCGGCUACAUUAAGAACUGGCCGCCUACAGACUUGUUUCCAGGCAUGCAGAUGGACCGGCCGGUGGACGACGAGCUGCACGCGUCCCAUUGUUGCCUCGUGGCCAUCGGACGACUACAGGUGACAUCGACACCGAACGCGGCCGAGGGCAGCCUGUGCAGCGGCGGCGUGGAGUUCGUGUCGCGGCACGCCGUGGACGGCCGCUUCACCUUCGCGGACCAGCGCGCCGCGCAGGUGCUGGGCUACGCGCCCGCCGACCUGCUCGGCAAGCUGUGCUACGAGUUCUACCACCCGGAGGACCAACAGCAUAUGAGGGACAACUUCGAUCAAGUAUUAAAAUUGAAAGGCCAGAUCAUAUCCCUCAUGUACCGGUUUCGUACCAAAACCAGGGAUUGGAUAUGGCUGAGGACGUCAGCCUUCGCCUUUUUGAAUCCGUACAACGACGAUGUUGAAUAUAUUGUCUGCACAAACACGCUAGCAAACCGGUCGCUGGGCAGCGCGAGCGGCGAGGCGCCGCCGGAGGAGAACUACGACUACCACUUGCGGCACCGCGACGUGUACCAGGCCGCGCAGCCCCCCGUGCUGCACCAGCAACACCAUGCACCGCCUGUUGCAGCCGGCAGCGUGGGCAUGGGCGCGGCGGGCGCGCGGUCGCCGGGCGCGGCGCCGGCGCCGGGCGCGGGCUACGCGCCGCACUACGCGCCCGACUACUCGCCGCACCGCGUCGCCAACACGCCGCCCGUCACCACCUGGACCACGCUUCGACCCAGUGGCGGAGCCGGCGGCGAGAGCUAUGCGUAUAGCGGCGAGGCGCCCGCGACCGGCCCGGGCACCGCGCCCGCGACCGACGGCUCGCCCGCGCGCUCCCCGCCCGCGCCCGCCUACCUGCCGCCCGCGCACUACCACCACAACCACCAUCCGCACCCGGCGCACGGUAUGUGGUCGUGGCAGGGCGGCGGCGCGGGCGCGCCGGGCGCGGGGGAGAGCGCGGCGCCGCACGAGCUGUCGGACAUGCUGCAGAUCCUCGACCAGAGCGGCGGCGCCGCCUUCGAGGACCUCAACAUCAACAUGUUCAACUCCAACUUCGAAUAGCGCCACGGUUCUCGAGGUUGCCGCCCCGCUUCGUCGCGCGACGCUGCCCCCGUUCGAUCUCUGAUCGACCGUACUGCCGGAGACAAUUGAACUAUCGAUGACGCAUGAAUUCGAAAGAGGUGUCGCAGCUUUACUAGAGGACGCUUCCCUACGCGGCGGUUUCCGGUGACUCAUAGUCAAUCAUCGACCGCGGUUGACAUCAGUCCAGCGUCUGUUAGUUUCGGUUGCCUGCAGUAGCACGAAACCGAAGCGCUUCCCGCGUCCGCGACUUAGCGUGUUGACAAUUCAACUAGCUCUUUAUCGCGGGAUGAUAUAGCUUUCAAUAAAUGGCAACCCACUGUACAAAUCAUGUACCUUACUUUGUAAAAAAUAACACAAAUUCACCAUACUCUUCUUUGACGCUAUUUUAUAUUUGCGAAUAAGAUUGUGGAGACUAGUUAGGUAUUGUGUUAUCGAAGUAUUGAUUGAUGGGCUAAAAGGUAGAGCGAUGGAUCGGCAGCUAGUUAUUUAGCAUACGUAUAUAUUUUUAUGUAAUAAAGUUAAUAAAUAAAAACAUAGGUUUAGGAUAGACAUUUACUUGAUAGCAAUAAGAUGAACCUUUUUUUUAUUCAUUAGACAGUUUAGACAUUUAAUUUUUAAGAACAGAAAUAAGUUAGGUCCAACUAUUCCUGGCUAAAUAUAAUUUAAGAUUAAAUUAUCUGACAUAAGAUGAAUAAGUACUGUGUUUGCCGCUAAAACUAAAAUGUUUGAAGGAGAACUUUUGUAAUUGAUUUUAAAUUGGUACCUUCUUAAUGUGAGCUUCGUGAUUCAUUUAGAGUUUGUUCUGAACAUAUUUUGGAAAAAAGGUGUCACUGAUAGAUGCCAAUAAUAACGACAACGGACAAAUUUAUACGUUUUGUCUGAUGAGUUGAUGACGGCACAUAUUCUGUAAUAAUCUAGAGCUGUGACGUGUAAUGACGCAUCAAUGAUUAAGUUUAGUGAAACAAGUAUUACAUGUAUAUUAUAAAUCGUUAUAUUAAUUUAAAAGGGUCUUUCAGGUCACAAUGGUUUAUUGAUGUCUGAACUUGACAUCAAGCUCUAAAUUAAGACCUUUUUAUAUUUUCCUACGUUCAAGUUUUAUCGUGUAUUUUAAUGCUGCAAUUAACUUGUUACCAAGGGAAUAUUGAGUCCACAUAGAUUUUUGUGCUAGGGAACAGUGUUAAUAAACUAGUAAGCAAUAUGUCCGCCGAUUCUCACCUUUUAGCCGCAUUUGGUAUUCAACACAUUCUAAUGCCUUCUCUGGCACUUAUUAAAUACUUAGCAAUUUAUAUUUUAAGUUAUUUUUAAUUACUACAUUAAAGAGUACCUACGAUAACUAUGUAUAAAUUUUCAUUGAGAACUUAUAUAUUUUUACCAGAGCCUAAGAACAUCCUAUUGGGAUAUAACUGAUUUAACUAAUGAACUUAUACUGGCUCUGAUAUUAUUUUAUUUUUAGAUCGAUAGAAUUGAGUAUUAAAAUUUGUAAAAUGAUAUUUUCAUUAAAAUUAAGUACAUAAACAUUGA
This is a messenger RNA of Cydia strobilella, 3584 nucleotides long. It is a transcript of the gene tgo, whose product is annotated as aryl hydrocarbon receptor nuclear translocator homolog. The transcript has 15 exons. The coding region runs from base 159 to 2042 and encodes 627 amino acids. Gene Ontology annotation, molecular function: DNA-binding transcription factor activity, RNA polymerase II-specific; protein dimerization activity; RNA polymerase II cis-regulatory region sequence-specific DNA binding. Gene Ontology annotation, cellular component: aryl hydrocarbon receptor complex; cytoplasm; nucleus. NCBI's taxonomy places the organism in Eukaryota, Metazoa, Arthropoda, Insecta, Lepidoptera, Tortricidae. The record is from RefSeq and is a predicted model, not a curated record. Gene Ontology annotation, biological process: regulation of transcription by RNA polymerase II.